AUGUCUAUUAACGACAGGGUUAUCGAAACCAGCGUGCCCUUUUCACAAAUUCCUGUGGCCAAAAUCAUUCGCACGUUGGCGACGCUCCAGUACCCAGACACUCUCCCCGGCCCCGAUGAGCCUCUAGACUUGAUUACCCUCUACCAAAGUCAGCAUUAUGCCACGAAGCGUGACACCCACGCUAUUAUCAGCCGCGCUGAGCAACUUGCUCCCUCCGAGAUUUCCCAGAUUGCUACGGAGCUAAACGAGCUCGUCAAAAUGUAUCACCCGUAUACCAUUGCUUACCCUCCCACUCAGGGAGAUCUUCAGUACUUCCUUACUGCCAUCUUCUGGGGCUGGCGAAGCGACCUUCGUAUUGGCGAGAAGCCUGUUAUCCGGGCUCCUACCUUCAAUGACCGUGCCCUACGCGUUGGUUACUUCCAGCAUGAUCUCGAGCCAGUUGCUGGUUUUGGCCCUGAUGGCCUCAAGAACCGCCACAAAGAUGACAAUGCUUACAACUACGUCUACAUCGAUCACCAGGCUCAAACUGUCAACGUCGCCUGGAAGGAUGGCAACUGCCUUGAUAUCCAACCCCAGGAUGUCAGUCUUAUCCGCCCUUUCUGGCGCCUGGAUGAUCGCAUCAUCAUUCUCUUUGAUCAUUAUGAGGACUGUGAGCAGCUCCGAGUUAUGGAUCACAACUGGAAUCUUGCCAUUUGGUCUGCUCGCAAGAAGAUCAAGCGCUUCGCUGAGGAUGGCGUUACUGCUCGUGAGGCCGCUGACUACUGGCCUAAUCGUCUGACCACUGAGGGUUUGGAGCCAUGGAUCACCGUUGAGCGCCUCUUUGAGCUCUAUAAACCAAACCUUAUCUAA
This is a messenger RNA of Fusarium poae, 849 nucleotides long. RefSeq lists its product as uncharacterized. NCBI's taxonomy places the organism in Eukaryota, Fungi, Ascomycota, Sordariomycetes, Hypocreales, Nectriaceae. The transcript is spliced from 2 exons. The record is from RefSeq and is a predicted model, not a curated record. The coding region runs from base 1 to 849 and encodes 282 amino acids.